CGGCCCAGUUUUUAGGGCGUCUCUCACUGCUUUUGAUCGUAGAUUCGAUUCUUACCUUGCUUGUUUCGCCCGCGUAUUUGAUAAAUUUCAGGGAAUUGUGCGGUCGAUCAAAGCGUUUGAACCAUGUCUGUCGAUGUGAAACAUCCGCUUGAUGCGGCAAGCACCGAUCUGCUCGAAGUGAGUCGCCAUCGACUCGAACCACUCUCGACAAAGAUGGAAGAGCGAGAUGCAGACGUUAUGAAGGUAAGCAUAGAGUAUAUAUAUUUUUUCAUGGAUCGGACCGUCUCCAAACCACAUCACAAACACCGAGGUAUUCUUUUGCCCAAGGGCUGUAUUAAGCUCCAAUCGAUAUGGAUUUUCUGAAGUAGGGAAGCUUCAAAUGUUUGAAAUGUCACUAGUAUUCGUGCGUGACGAGAAGCCUUUGGGGGAGCUCUACAGAAAACGUGGAAAUCGAACGAUCACUUCUUCGAAUACAACACGUUUGGAUAAAGGAAAAUCUGUUGAAUGACAAUCGAUAAGAAACGCGAAUCCUAGGUAAGGGGUAAUUUAUCCAAGUCGGGAAAAUUGAGACCUGAAUUAGAAUUGUUUUAAAGUCAAUGUUGCAUCUAGCCGCCUGGCGGCUUGCUUCUUUGUGCCUAGCAUGUGUUUUCAGUUUGAAUUAAUGCUUAUGUCAGCGAACGUUCCAAUGACAGUUUUUCGUUAAAUUCCUUGUAAUUUCACCCUAUUUGUAACCCACAUUAACAGUGGGUACUACCGAGACCUUGAUAUCGAUCGCAGUUGGUCGUAGUAAUUUGGAAAAGAAAAGUACAGAUCGAACGAGGUAGACCUAGAAAGCUCUAUAAAUUUGAAUGUUGCUGUACAUGUUGGUAUUUCGAGAAUCUUUGUUAAACGAACUCUGUACUACUGUAAUUGGAGUUUUAUGAGAGUCUCUCAUUUCAUAGACUGCUUACAUGUGCCAUGUGAUAUUUCUGAAGAUCGAGGCCAUUUGCAAACUAUUUUGCAGAGGAGAGACACGAAAGCCCUUCGUUUAAAAAACACACACUUUGUCAGGGUUAGCCACGUUACUAUGAUCGCAACCACUGAACUGUGUUGCACGCUUGUAAAACACGUUCCACUCUAAUAAAAGGCUGUCGCAUUUAAAUUUUUAUCUCACCGAUCGAUUUUUGCUGAAAAAUAAUCAAUACAAACACUGGCGAUGCAAAUUUCCACGCUCACCCGCCCAUUCAUUGCUUUCUGUGGUAUGUCUCAUUGUUGCUGAUUUCUGAAAUAGACAACACCGAUUCAACAGUCACUGUUUACAUUGAGCUAUCAGGUUUCGGCUGAUCGAAAGUAAACGUUUGCUUCGAAUCGAAGCUUUGAUUCCAAUUUUUGUGAGUGCUGUUGAAAAAUACGUAUUAUGAAUUUUCAGUGAAAAUCAAGAUUCAAUACCGUUGGCGACGCAUACGGCUGAAUACAUUUAUAUGAUUUCCUUCGACAAAAGAUACGAUCAAGAGACAUUUUGUCGGGUUCUUGGGGUUUCUUCUCUGUGCUCGCUACUAUUUCAAACGGAAUUUAAAACAGUUUCUUUGAUGGUUGGAUACUAAAGGAGUGUUUUAAUUUUGUGUGAAGCAUUGUUGAAUCGAUGAAUAUUACUUACAGUGCGUGAUCGAGGCGGAUAUUUUGUCCUGUGCAGUUUAAAUUCACUGGAUUUCUGGAGGUUACUCCUUGUCUUGUAAUUUGCUUGUAACGAUCGAUUAGCCAUUUUGGGGUCUUGCUAUGUUAUUACCAACGAUUGAAAUCCAGCAAAUGAGUUCAUCAGAAAAGAUGACUGAAUAUUCCUGAUGACUUUCACAAACUUCCUAUGUUUGGAUAAAAUUUGUAACACUUUGGAGUAGGAAGUUUUUACUGAGCAACACAUAAGACACAAGCUUUCAAUAUUGAGCGUAAAAGACAAGAUAUAACCCAUGUAUCAGGAAUUUAUUUCGUUGAUGUUAGCUUGAAGUUUACCUUUAAUGUACUCCAUUAAACUCAUGACGUAUACCUCUGAAGAUAAUCAAAUGCAGCAAUAGAAAAAUUUAUUUUCAGUAUGUCUGUAUGAGUUUAAAAAAGAUGAACUUUCCUUACUGCCUAACAUCUAUUCCUAUUUAAAAUUAUUUUUGACACUAUGUUUCAUCAAAAACAAUUUACUUAAGGUCAAAGGGUUCCUGUAUGCUGACAAGAUUAACCAAUUUGAAAGGAGUAAUUUCAAUUAAUACCAUUUAUGUCAAAUAGCUGGCGACAAGACUGGUUACUUGCACUACGUGCACUCUCUGUCUUAAUUGAGAAAAAAGAUGCAGGGAGGAUUUAAAUCAAUUCCAGUUUUUCAUCAGGACUUAUGACAAUACCUCUUUUUUCAUUACAUUUAUAUUUAUAUUCAGUAAUAACAUGUUUGUGAAGUUGCUAACGGGUACAUAUUUUACUCAAAUAUGUAUCCCAGAAGCACUUGAUAUAAUAUGAAAAAAAAUACUUAAGCUUAAAUAGGUUAAAGUUUUUUAGUAUGCAAGAUUUUCUUGCACUAAAGAAUUUGUUUCCUUACUCUUUCCUGAACUUAAAACUUGCACCAGCUUUCAAUUUAUUAAAAAGACUGCCACAUGCUUUAUUUUAAAACAAGGUUACACCCUAACCUCCCCAUGCUUUUUUUAAAUACAUUUCCUAUGGUGCCAGCAGGGAAAAUUUGUUUAACAAUCAAGAGCUUCUUAAGUUGGUGAUCAUUCUUAUGACCAUAAUGUAUGAUUCAGAGGUGAUAUUGUAAGGAGAAAUUAGAGACUGGUCACUCUAAAUGGUUAUGAAAGAAUAGCUCACUGUUCUUUAGACUGCUAUCUAGAAUCAAUGAUGGAAUUCAAAACUCUAAACUGGACUUGACCACUUUAUCAACCAAAUACUGUGUUUUAUUGCAGAUAACAUAUUAACUGAUUCCUGAAGAAUACUUUCAUUUUUCUUUCUUACUUAACCUUUUAGAACACUUUGGUUGAAAUAACUGGGUAAAAUUUGUCAUGGAAGUUUAUCUCUCUCCAACAAGGUCAAGUUUGUGUAUACCGUAGACAUGUUAAAUGGAACAUGUGGCCCUCACCUGUGAAAAAUUGAAUGAAAAAAAAAUUGAUCCAAAAGUUGUAUUGAUUCAGUUACAGGAAAUACCUUGAUAUGUUACUUACAACUUUAUCCUUUGGGCUUACUUCACAUUGCACCCACAGAAAGUUUCUUUAAAGAGGCAUUUUGAAAUUAAAGGGAAGGUCAGUAGAGCUUAAAAUAAGCCCCAACUACUUCAGACAGAGAAGCAUAAUCAAUUGCUGAAUUAGUAAAAAUGUAAAUGAAAAAGUCCUUGAAAAAGCAAAGAAGAUGAAAAUUUUCCAUCUGAAAUUUAUCAAGAGCCUUAACUAGGUAAUGUAGCUUUUCUUCAGUGGUCUAGUAAUAUGUUGAUGUUCAUUCAGACUUUUGCAAAACCAUUUCAAGUCUUUGCUGAUUAUACGUUUGGAAGACAAUAUUUAAAAUUCUUGUGUAAAGAUUGCCACUGAAAUAUCAAAUGAUAAAAUGAACUCAACUGCAACUGAAGAAGGAAUGAUACUCAGUAUAUCUUUGAGGCAAUGGCAAAGAUGAGCUGUGGCUUAAGUGCAAAGAGAGCUAUCCAGUAAAUUCCAAAAUGUCUAUAGAAAAUAGAUUUAAUUUCUGAUUGCCCUCAAUUCGCCAUCGCAAAAUGACCAGGGCCUGGUUGUUCAAAAGGUGAAUCACACCAUCCAAAUGAUAAAUCACUACACAGCGUAUAAGUGUCGAUGAAAUGUACUGUGCUAGAUAUCCAGCAGAUAACUUUAUCCACCCUUUAAGCAACUGCAGCCUGAUGUUUAAGUAUCGUGUCAUUACAAGAAAUCCAGAAAUCACAUUUUGCAUUGAUCUCAGCACUCUGUGACUGUUCCUAAUAAUUUGCGCCCUUCUCAGCGAAUCUGAUGCAACACAAUGACUAAUCCAGUUAGAGGCUGGUUACAUUUAACCCUUUAAACUCCCAAGAUCUCAUUGGUAAUUCUCCUAACUAUCUGCCAAGCAAUUCUCAUUAUGUUAGUUUGGAGAAUUUGUUAUUGGAUCAACUAGUAACCCUAUAAUUAAUAUUUUUCUUUAUUCUCAUCACUUGUCUGCAUGAUAUUGUAUAGAUAUAGUAAGGAGAAAUUCAGUCUUGGUCACUCACAAGAGUUAAAGGGUUAAUAACCCUGGAUUCUUAGUUGCUUCUUGUCAUAUUUACCUUUGUUGUAUUUUGUCUGAUUAGUCUGAUUCUACGACAGUCAAUUUGAAUAGUGCCCAUAAUGUAUUUUGUGGGCUUUAGUCUUAAUUCACAUCUUCUCUUUGUGUGUCAGUUAAAUUGACAAUGUUUAGCUGAGGGUUAGAGGGCUUACAUAAUUUUUUUUUUUUAAACAAAAAUUCCUGUUCUAUAGCCAGAGUAAGAUUUGCCUCAAAUCUAAUACGAUCAAAUCUGUAGCUUCAUUUAAAAAAGUGAAAUAAUAACAGAGAGUUGUUUCCCAGAUCGGUUCUACCAAAUCAAACAAGCUUGAAAUUUUUGUAUCUCCUUCUUGGCUUAACAUAUAGUUUCAGCGACACAUCAAUAAUUGCAGUAUCUUUAUCUGUGACAGCACUUAGUGUAUCCAAACAUGAGGAAAUAUGCUUUACAAACAAUCUUUGAUGAAAUGCUAACGUAGAUAAUUUUUGGAGGUUAAAAGGUCAUUGCGGUCUGCUUUUAGACCCAUUCAAGCAAUUUAGGCGAGUAAUUUUCGCAUCUAAUGCCUUUGGCGUGGAUUUAAUUAGUUCUCUGAAAGUUCUUGCUCUAACCGAUGUUGUAAAAUGCAGAAAAUGUGUCUGUUAUCGCAAAGAGGUUUUUGUUUUCGUGUAAAUUUCUAACCUCUGCUGUCACGUCUUGCAUUCCCGGGCUUAAUGUAUACGCGCGAGAUGAGCCCGUGACUCACGAGCUAUAAAAAGCAAUUCUAUUGGCUGGUGUAUUUAUUAGCCGUUUUCUGAUUGGUUCCAGCUUGUUCGGACAGGGCGGGGAGCGUGUAAAAGGUGUCGCGUGGAAUUCAGUAAUGCAUAUUAGGAGUUUGUCCUUUUCAAAAUUCAUAACGGGUUGCUUUCCCAUCGAUAUAUUUCUGGACGAUGUGAAGGCAUCUUCUGGUUAAGAGGUAUUCCUUUUUGCUUCCAGGCCCGAUCGGAAAAGACGUGAAAUAUUUCCUGUACUUGCUCAUAUGCUUUAUUUCCUCUCGUGAUUUGGACUUGAACUACAUCUGUAGAAAGAGUUAAUUUGCAAACUAGACUGUAGGGAAAGAGUAAAAUAUUAGCGCUUUCGAAGACAGGAACAGGCAGUGUAGAUUCUUUGUUAAAGUGUUUUAUGUUUAAUGAGAGGAGAGAGUGUGUUUACCCCGAUCGCGAAGUUCAAUGACUUUUACAGAUUCCCCUGACACUCUUCAGUUUAUUGCAUCUUCACCGUUUACGAGAAAUCGAAGCACUGUUGACUGUUAUUCAAAUUUCAGGCCUUUAUUCAAUCGAUGGGAACGAUGGGAGAGGUAUCAACGGACUAUCGUGACUCAGAGGAAGAUCAGUGGAUGGAACAACAAAGCUCCGCGCGGCUGUUCGAACGAUCUCGAAUCAAAGUGCUAGCAGGUUCGUAUAUUUGAAUUGAGUUCUUUUGUUGUCUGCCAUGAACGCCAAAUGAUUUGAGCACUUUAAAAUUGAACACACAUUUACCUAUGAUAAGCAUAUGUACCUGCAUGUGAACUGAAUCUUUAAUAAAACCUCAACCGACCUUGCAUUGUAAAUAAUUUAUAAUCCUCGCGUUAUGAAUAGUAAUGAUCAUUUUGCAACUAGGAAGGUUUUUUGCUCGAUUGUUAACAGUUCUGACCUUACGAUGCAUCUAAAACUUUUAGUAAAUCAGUAAUGCCACAAACUUAUAUUUCGAUGAUUAAAAGUAAGAUGUUAUUACGCAGAGGUGCGUGCGGGAAUUUUAUUUAGUCUUGGUGUCUUGCCUCGAGCAAUCGAAUGCUCACCGCUGUUUGCACGGACAAAAGACGGUUGAUUGAGACAACACCGUUAAUUUCUAUUCGUCAGGGAUCAAUUUGCUCCUAAUCGCAUUUCAGACGUUUUAUUUUUAUCCAGACGGAACGUCAACUGAUCGAAAUAGACACAUGAUCGAAAAAGGGGGUAGCAAAAUGCAGUUGUGAAUAUUUAAAGUAGAAUUUCAGAGGCGUGGUGUGGGUGAGGUGUUGCGUGAUUUUCGAGGAAGCAGCCAAAUUGGUAUUUCAAUAACGUUUGAAUUAAAAGGAAAUUGUGACAAUGACACGAUUGUCUACCAGUAAUUUGUAGACGAGCUCUUCGUUUUUAUGCCACUUGAAUUCGUGAAAUACCUGUGAUCGCGAUCGUCGUAAAAGGAACGUAAGUAAAGAGGUGUAGUAUUGUCUUCAUAUUCCCAUGAAAUACUAAAUACUGAUACAAUAUUUUGAAACCUCAAAUCAGAUUGCCACGGCCUUUCAUGUGAUUGUUCGUUUUGUUCAUUUAAUUUGUUUUGGUGUUGAUGUUAUUUUUGCCAAUAUGAGCUUGCAUUUCAAUUUGGAGAAAUGUUCAUUGGAUUGCAUCGCCUUUGCGUGACCGAUUUCUUGUCAAAGAUUUUGGUAAUUACUUAACUAGUUGAUUUCCAAAGCGGCUUUAUUAAAAAGAUAUCUGCAUGAUUAGGAAAAAAAAAACUCGAAAUAGUAACGACAUCAUUUUAGGUUUUGAACUGAUGCCAAAGAAAUCUGUUGUUAUCAGAACUCAGCUUGCAGCAAAUGCGAUUAUUUCAAAGAGAGGUCGAGGAUGAUUUGAAUUUUAAUUGUUAGUGACUCUAUGUGGUCUGAAUGCGCAACGUCUAUGCUUUUACAUAUUGUAAACAGUGUUAUUUGUCUGUAAAUUUCAAUUAUUUUGAACAGUUUUUACUUUUGUUUAACUCAAAAUUGGUGUUCGCUGUGAUGAAAUGUUUCUCUGUUUUAAUAUUUUGAGAACAACUUUUGCUUUUUGAUGCAAUUAAAACAGAGACACUUGUAUUAGAUUGGCACUUUGGGAUAGACGUAAUGCAGUUCAAAUUCUUCAAUUAUUUUUUAUUAACCUAAUAUUCACUCUUAGAUGUAAUUAUUAGGUAACCUUACAUAACAUUCUUAUUUAAUUAUUGAGAGGACAGAAAAUGGAAAAGAAAACUUAUCAGCUAUAAGGUCUCUUUUGGGUAUAUGUAAAAUGUUACAUCAAAUUCAUUGGACUUAUUUGGAAAGAAAUUUAUUUGCUAAGGAGGGAUGAUUUUCAUUAUGAAGUAAGAACAUAGAAUUACAAUAAGUUCAAGAGUGUCAAUACUGGUAGUCAAUCAUGUUACUGUGUUGUUUAAUUUUUUUAAAUUGUCAAUUUGUAUUUGCAGAUGAAAGAGAAAAGGUUCAGAAAAAGACAUUUACAAAAUGGAUCAACUCACAUCUUCAGAGAGUUGGUGCCAGGGUUAAUGACCUUUAUCAUGAUCUUAAAGAAGGAAAGAAGUUAAUUCUUCUUCUUGAAAUCCUAUCUGGAGAAAAGUUGGUAAGGCUGCAUAGACUUGAGGAAAUAAAGUGAUUGCAUGUCAAUUGACACAAUCAAGAUUUUCUGGAAGUGAGAAUGGCUAAAUACUAAUUGUUGGAAAGACUUCAUUUUGAAAUUUAAUAACAAGGAUUACUUCCUACCCCCUCACUCAAUUUUUUUGUAAAAGGUUAUUUGGAAAUAUAUUCCUAUGCCUAUUGUACAUGCCAGUUUCUGACAUUGGCUAUCCUGUGUAAGCGGACCAGUCUGUCCAAGCAUUUUAGAUCAGGUGAUUUUACUGAGGUUCAUUCCAGUUUAGGUCAAACCUUGGUGCUGAGUGUUUUCUUUUGCUUUGUUCAUAUUUUGCUUGUAUACAGCUAAGGAACCAGUAACUGGACUGUCAUUUGUCAAGGAACGUAUGGAGAAACUAAAGAAUUGAACAUUGUGCAAACUCAUGGAUUGAUAGUUACUGUAACACGAUUUUUGUAUAGCAAACCACCAGAGUUAAGCGUUUUGCUGAUCUAGAGGAGUAAAGAAUAGAUUUUAUGGCUGAUACCCCUAUGAUGUAUCUGAAGUUGUAUAUUAACAUACAUUUUAAUUUGUCUUGUCCUCAGCCCAAACCAUCCAAGGGAAGAAUGCGUAUUCACAUGCUUGAAAAUGUUGACAAGGCUUUAACAUUCUUGAAACAACAGAAGGUAAGCUGGUAUUUUUUAUAAGUCCAUGAUUGAGGUAACUGAAGUUUGUAUGAAUUAAUUAUUUACUGUAGUAAACCUUAGUUUCCAAUAACAGUGACAAAUUUUCCUUUCAGGUCCAUCUGGAAAACAUUGGUGCACAUGACAUUGUUGAUGGAAACAACAAGAUUACACUGGGUCUGAUAUGGACAAUAAUCCUUAGAUUCCAGGUGCGAAGAUGCUCUUUGUUCUAUUUCUGUGUACAUUCUCAGGCCUGUAGGGAAAAGGGAAGUAAAAAAUGGAAGUAGUUAAUGAACCAGUCACCCUAGUUUUUAAACUUGGUUGCUAAACCUUGUGAGCUGCAGUUGGGCCAGAGUUAAAAAGGAUCCUUGCCGCUUUAUCUUGUUAAAUCAUCCUAGAAGAACAUUUACAGAACCAUACUUGAAUUAGAAGGCAGCUCUGACUGAGUAGUUACAAGUUUUAUGCUGUGUAACUGAUGAAGGCUGAGCAAUUCUGUCAAAAUAUUUCCAAGAAAAACCAUUUACGCUCCAGUCAAAUUUGUCUGCCUAGGAUCCUCAUGUUAACAAUUUGAUCAUUUGCUUGUUCUAUAAAUCUUUAUAAAGUCACCUCUUUCUUUCAUUUAUAAAGAAGACUUGGUUGCAUUUUAUGCAGUAAUGUGUAGAAGAUGGUUUAUGCAUUGGGUCAAACAUAUUUAAUACAUGUAAUUUUUAUCAGGGGAAAGUCUGUUCCAGCCACAGAUGAAUUAAGAUUUGCAACAAUGUGGUUGUCAGAUUAGAAAGGAUAUACAUGUUUGAUGGUGAUAACGAUAAUGUAUUUUGUUUUUAGAUUCAAGAUAUUACCAUUGAAGGUGAAACAAAAGAAAAGAGAUCUGCUAAAGAUGCCCUGUUAUUGUGGUGUCAGUCCAAGACUGUUGGGUUAGUUAGUUGCACUUUUCAUUCUUUGUCAGGUUCAAGAGUUUAUAGUUGCCUGCUUGGUUGCCAAGCCUUUGAACAAUACUGAGGUUAAAGGUGACCUUGUUAUGAUAUAAACGUUGCUGCUUUUCAAAUGUAAAUUACUUUGAUAUCAUGCUAACUAGAUACUGGUUUCUAUCACAACAUGGUCACCUUCAGUCUUACUCCACAUCCAAGGCUUGGCAACUAAGUAAACAACCAUAAAAUGGCCAAUUUCCUUUCAAAAGUGAAUAGAUUUUGUUUCUGGUUCUGAUAGAAGUUUCAUUUUCAUGUUACAGGUAUCGCAAUGUCACUGUGUCCAACUUUACCACAAGCUGGCGAGAUGGAUUAGCUUUCAAUGCGCUUAUUCACAGACACAGGUAAAAUGAAUGAAAUUUUCGUUCAGAGAAGUACACAUAAGAUGGAGGUGAUGUGUACAUUUCUAGAUGUUUCCAAAACAGAAACUUUUAAUAACAUGAAGCUUAAAGUUUAACUUCAAGGUUUUUCUUUGUUGUAGUAGCAAUUUUCUGUCUCCUUAAAUGAAAAUGCUUGCUGGUAAACUUUUUUUUUUUUAACGUUUUCUCAGCUGGCCUUGAUAAGAUAUGUGGCAGUGUACCCUGCAACUCUCAUUUGAAAGAUGUGUUUAUAAUCUAGUAAUAUCCAUGGUAUUUGGUGGCAAAGAAGCGUUUAAGGGUUGGAGUAAUGAUGAAGCUUUCAUCUCAAUUUCGUUCAAGUUACAAUGACUUACAUAUCUUCCAUACUUUUGUUGUUAGGCCUGAUCUUAUUGAAUAUGAAAAACUAACAAAGAGUGAGCCAGAGAAAAAUUUGAACCUGGCUUUUGAAGUGGCAGAGACACAGCUUGAAAUACCACAGCUGUUAGAAGCAGAAGGUUUGUUGAAAGUUUGAUUGUUUUUUUCUUUGUAAUGAUGCCCAAGUUUGAUAAGGCUAUGAUUCCUCAGAAAUGUGUUUUUUUCCCUCUUCCAAACAAGAGACAGUGAAUCGUGGCUAAUCAUGUAUUUAUAUGUUCAUCUAGACAUGCAAUAGGCAAGUAAGCAAGAAAGAAAAAAGAAAACAAAGAAAAAUAAUGAAAAAAACAAACAACAUGUUAAUAACAAAGAAAAUAUGAACAAACUCGUGAAAAAGCAAACAAACAUAGAUAGGCAAAGAUGUACAUAUUAAAGAAAAAAGUAACUAGACUUCAGCAUGACAAAAAAUUUGUGAUUAUGUGACAGCAUGAUGCUUACUGUAAUUUGCAAACAUUGCUCUUUCAGAUGUCAAUGUUGAUUUCCCUGAUGAGAAGUCAGUCAUCACCUAUGUGGCAGCUUAUUAUCAUUACUUUGCCAAGAUGAAGACAGUGGAAGUUAGUGGCAGCCGAAUUGGCAAGGUAAGUCAAGUAACUCCAACUGUACUUGCAGUUUUCAAAUAAUACUAAAUAUCAAAUGGAUACUGAAUAUUGGAUGUGUGCAACACUCAUGAAAUAGAAAUUGGAAUCAAAGCUUAUCAGCCAGUAAUCUUGGACCUUGGUUAUAUGAGAUUAGUUUCCCAGGACAUGAGGAUGAUCUUGGCUAUGGUAAAAAAGAAGUAAUAAUGUAAAUGUGUGUGACUUAUAGUAACUCUAAAUUAAACCUUUAACUCCCAUGUGUGACCAAGACAGAAUUUCUCCUUACAAUAUCAAGACAAUAUCAAGCAGACAAGUGAUGAGAUUAAAGAAAACGAUUAAUUAGGGGAUUAUUAGUUGAUCCAAUACCAAAUUCUCAAAACUAACAUCAAGAACUAUAUGGCAGACAGUAAGGAGAAUUACUAAUGAGAUCUUGGGAGUUAAAGUGUUAACAAUAACUGCUACUUGUGUUGUAGUGUAUAUGUAUGUGAAUCCCCCUCCUCGCAUUUAAUGGGAUGAUGUAGGCAAUUUAAAGAAAAAAAAAAAAAAAAAAAAAAAUUUUAUUGCACCUCAGGUAAUUGAGCGCAUCAAGGAAAACCAUGAGCUGAUCAUCGAAUAUGAGAAGCUGGCAACAGAUCUUCUUGAGUGGAUCCACAUCACCAUUGUGAAGCUCUCAGACAGGAAGUUUGCCAACACUCUUGUUGGAGUUCAGCAAGAGAUGUUAGAGUUUAAUCAGUACAGAACUCAGGAGAAGCCACCCAGGUAAGAGAAAAUUGUAUUAUUGAUAAAUGUGUUUUAUUUCAUCAGUGCAAAACUGGCGAAGGAAACUGCAUUAAUAAGCCUCCAACCUCCAAAUAAAGGACCCUCCAUCAUCUUCAGCUUCAAUUUUCCCUCCCCCAUCUCACAUGCAUCUGAAAAAAAAACUCUUCAGUAUGAACACUAGGAAAAGUAAUAAUUCAGGCUAUAAUCAUGUAAUGCAAAGGGGUUUUGCAGGAGUACUUCUUUGUUUGGGUUAGGUAACCUUCCUGUCAAAAACUUGUAUUUUAAGGUCAAAGUCAGUUUUUAAUGACAUGUUUUUAUCAUCCAAAGAAAUGUAAAGUUGAGAGGAAAACAGAAUUUGCUCUCUAUUAGUUUAUGUAUUGAGCUGUCCCUCCCUCAUAAACCCCCCUGAAUGGAAACUUUUAACCCUUUAACUCACAUGAGUGACCAAGACAGAAUUUCUCCUUUCAAUAUCAAUACAAUAUCAAGCAGACCAGUAAUGAGAAUAAAGACCAAUUUUAAUUAGGGGAUUAUUAGUUGAUCCAAUACCAAAUUCUCCAAACUAACAUCACAAGAACUGUAUGGCAGACAGUAAGGAGAAUUAUCAAUGAGAUUUUGGGAGUUUAAGGGUUAAGGUGAGACAGCCACUGAGAGACUUGAAGAAUUCUUUCUAGUCUUGAAAUUGCUUUGUGAGUGACCCAGUUCAGAGUUUAGAAUCUCUUCUUUAAUAUGCAUGUACAGAAAGUUAGCAAUUCCCUAGUAUCUCUUUGCCAUAGAUUGUUUUCAAUUGUCCUUUUGACUAUUACAACCAUCAGGUUUGUUGAGAAAGGAAACCUUGAAGUGCAGUUGUUUAUUCUGACAAGCAAACUGCGUGCCAAUCACCAAAAGAUGUACACUCCUCCUGAGAACAAGGCACUGGGUGAUAUCAACAAGGUAUGUGUUUCCUGCUCAUGUAUUGCAUGACAAGACCAAACAUUGGAUGCAGAGGAAACUAGUUUUAAUCCAGUAGCUCCCAGAAGUGAUUAACAUGUAAGUUCUCCCUAUAAUAUCCAUACAUUAUCCAGGAGACUGGUAAUGAAAAUACUCAAACUUAUUAAGUAUAAGUUGUUAUCCUGAUCUAACAUCAAAUUUAUGUCACUGAUUUACUAGGGAAUGUAUCGCAACUAGACGAGAGAAUUAACAAUCAGAUUUUGGGAGUUAAAGGGUUAAGUGAUUGUGAGGGAAAUCAAGAGAGAGGAGAUGGUUGUAGAUGCAGCAAAUUUUCACAAAAUAUAGAUUUUAAGCAUAAAAAUUUAUGCUAAUUUUUCAUGAUACAGAAAACGUUAGGUCGCUUCAGCAAAGUGACUUAAAACAUAAAAGUGUAAGAAAGCAGCUGUUAUGAAAAUCAUCUCGUGAUAUUUUUCAAUUGCCUUUACUCAGGCUUGGGAAGCACUUGAAAGAGCUGAACAUGAAAGGGAGCUGGCUCUGAGAGAAGAACUCAUGAGGUAUGCAUUGUCAGAGCUGUAAACAAUCAAAGAAUCUUUGAAAUGGGCCUGCAAAAGAUUGAUGUAUUCCUCUGACUAUUAAUUACACAUUUUCAUAUAAAUGCACAUACAUGUGUAUAUAGGAUCUUUUCGGCAGUCUUAUUUUCUGUUUAUUAUGUAAUGUUUUUUACUCUCACAAUUUCAAAUCCCUGCAGCACUCUUUUAAUUCUCAUUUCCCUUCUUUUCAUAGGCAAGAAAGACUAGAGAUGCUUGCUGCUAAGUUUGACAGAAAGGUGAGCAAUAACAAAUCUUCCUCGAAAUUUGUAACCUCAAAUUUCCGCGUUUGAAAACCCUAGAGACGGGCAAGCUUAACACAUUGACAAGAUCGUUUAUUAUUUCUCUGAUCACGUAAUGAAUUGCAGGCUGCCAUGAGAGAGACAUGGUUGAAUGAGAACCAGCGUCUGGUGUCCCAAGACAAUUUUGGAAAUGACAUAGCUGCUGUGGAAGCUGCUACAAAGAAACACGAGGCAAUUGAAACUGAUAUCAUGGUAAGUAUGUUUGUUUGGUUAAAAUUAUAUUCUUUAUUUCGCUCAUUCAAUGACCAUGCUCAAAUCCUGAGUGUAGAGUUUUAGUACAAAGCUAAACAUUUUGCAGAACAUGAUGAUGAGAAUGGAAACUUCUCAACGACAGAGCGCUUUUCUGUGCUCUGUCAAAUUCGCCAGACUCUUUUGCAAGGACUAGACCAAAAGCUUGAAUCGAGAAUUGGUUGUGAUAAAAUUUGGAAAAGCACUCAUCAUGAUAAGAAUUAUCACAAAUUACAUUUCAUACUCGAUUCAAAUUAAGUUCAGUUGGACAUGACAGUACUUUGUUUUAUUUAGGCAUACGAAGAACGCAUCAAAGCCAUCGUUCAAGUUGCAGAUGAAUUACACAGAGAAAACUACCAUGAAUCAGACAGAAUCCAGGAGAGGUUUGUUUUCCAACAAUUUUUUUCUUCUUCUCUUUUCACUAUAAGAUUUAAUUGAAUGCAAACUUCUUGCCUCUUUCUUUCCGUAGUUUAUUCUUGAUUCUAAGAUCACAUCUUUAUCUUUUUCAGGAAAGACCUGAUUUUAAGGCUUUGGGAGCAACUGCUGGAAUUGCUGAAGCGUCGACGAUCUCGGUUGGAGAAGUCCAUGAAACUGCAACGCUGCUUCCAAGAAAUGAUAAACACAAUUGAUUGGAUGGAUGAGAUCAAGGUAACUGAGUUUUUUUGCAGCGCUUUUCGAUUUUCAAUAAGAAGAAAAGUAAAUACUCUGAAAACCAUGAGAACUCGAAGGAAAAAUAAGCAAAUUGCCAAAAGUACGGAAAACGCAGAUGACCAAGUUGCGAUUGGUUUUAGUUUUGCAUUUGAUUGGUUGAGAGAGUGGCCCGAGGUUUUUUGGACCAUUACAGAGAGAAGUUAAGCAAAAUCAAUUGACUCUAUUCUGUUAUAGGGUUUACACCGGUAAUGGACUGUUUAAAUAUUUAUGAAAGCCUAAAGAUUACGUUCCAGGCCUGGAAAGACCUGGGACUUACUAAGCACAAGUACUGUAGAGGAAAGUCAUGGAAAAUGACUGACCAUAAUUUUUCUGAAACACCAAAGCAAGAAAACGUUGAAUUGAGUGUAACUCUUAGCGUUAUUUGAAAACAAAUUAUCGAUUAAAAGUCCUGAAGGAAAAAAUAUCCUGCAAAUGCUCUCGAAAAUUUGUGGAAUCUUUUAAGUUCAAUUGAUUCUGGACCCUUCAUUUUGUGUCAGAACAAAUUUACGUGAAACUCUUUGUUUCAGUGAAAGAAUAUUUUAGGCUGUAAUGUCAAUACCCACAUAUUAAGAUCACUUAUUCGUUGUGCUGUAUAAUCGCAGAUGGGCCUUUUAUCGGAAGAUUAUGGUAAACACUUGCUUGGCGUGGAAGAUCUUUUACAAAAACACAGUCUGGUAGAAGCAGACAUUGCAGCACAAGCUGACCGAGUGAAGUCUGUGAACGAACAAGCUGAAGUGUUCCUACACUUGGACAAUGAAGAGGAUGGUAUGUAAUAUACAAGAAAAUUGUUUUUAUUGAUCACAGACAUCUUUAUUUAGACGAGUAAGGAAAAAAUUCGGCUUGUGUGAAGUUGUCGGGGACUACUUGUAAAGUGUCAAGGGUUUGAUCUGAUAAUGAACUUUUAGACUGUCCCUCCCAUUUGGCGGAGUCCGUUACGUCGAAAAAAGAAAAAAAGUUGUGAAAAUAAAAUUCAUGUAAGCGCGCCACGCGAAACUAUGUGAGUGAGGCGCACUCCCAGAGUUCCGCGCAGCAAGCUCACAUCCACUUCUUUUUUUUCACUGAUAUUGUUAGACUAGCGCAACGGACUUCGCCAAAAAGGCCCUUUUUGGCGAAGUCCGUUGUGCGACAUUUUGUUUUGUAGUGCACAGUGCUAGAUGAUGCAACAUACAAGAGCUUGAAGUCAUGGUAAUUUGUUCUCUGCAUUUUAUUAAUACAGGUUUCAAACCAGACGAAAACCAGAUCAGAGAUCAUCAAGCUGAAUUAGAAGGUGCCUACAAUGAGCUCCUGCAGCUUGCAGCAGCAAGGCGUGCCAGACUAGACGAGUCUCACAAGCUACAGACCUUCUACCGGGAUGCUGAAGAGGAAGAGAUGUGGGUGUCAGAGAAGGCUCAUUCCUUGCAGUCUACAGACUAUGGACAUGAUCUGAACAGUGCCAUGGUCCUGUUGAACAAACAUGAGGUAUGAGGAUGUAAACACCCCUUACGUCUUGUAUGGAAAAUUUCUUGGAUAAUACGCGAGUUUCCUGGAUGCAGAUGGGUUGGAUAUGCUGUUGUGGACUGACAGGGCUGAUUCGCUUAUGUACUUUUUAUGUGCAUUUAUCUUGCAGGAACAAGGGGGUGGGGGUCGAUUGACUUAUUUUCAGGCAAAUUUGGUUGUGGGGGCUGAUGCUAGCAAAAAAAUCUUCUUUGGGAUGUUUUUUAUUAGCUUAUCAAUAUGCUAUAAAAAGUGACAAUUUUAAGAGCCUUUAAAUAGGGCUUAUGUUAAGAAAUUUCGAUUGUUUUUCAGGCGGUUGAGCGUGAACUCGCGAAGCGUGACACUCAUACACAGGCCGUGAUGAAGAGUGGCCAGGAUCUUCUGGAUUCUGGACACUACUCCUCAGACACGAUCCAGUCGCGCAUGAUCAGCAUCCAGAACAAAUGGACAAACUUGGAAGACGUGGCUGGCUAUCGCAAGAAGAAGAUCGAGGAAAAUCAGAAGUUGCAACAGUUUAUCUCUGAUUAUAAUGAUAUCAUGUCGUGGCUGGAUAUGAUGGAAAGGAUUGUCGCCAACGAUGACCUUGGAUAUGAUGAGGCAAGCAGCGACACAUUGUUGAAGAAACACAAGGUGAGUCUUUAUCUUAAUUCUUAAUUAUUGUUCCAGGAGCACACUUUUGUCCUGGAUUUGUUCCAUGUGUUUUCCUGAUUGUCGCCUGCGUUAAUUCGAAGCCCUAUGUCAAAGUGCAGUACAGUUCAGAUUUGUCAUUUCGCCUUUUUUAGCGAAAUCCCAGGUCGUUUCAAUUCCCUUUUCAGUGACAUGAUUGUACACGUUGUGUGGACAAUAUUUUUAUGAUUUUGGGCGAUUUCAGUUUUUAUUUUUUUUUCGUCCGGUAUUUUAAACCUUUCAUGGUUGUAUUUGAUUGUUAGAGUUACUAAGAGUCACCUUUUAAAAAAAGGCAAACUAAAACAUUGAAAGAAGAACUUAGACAGCAAAGAUUGAAUUUGAAGUUGGUUGUAGAAUCUCAAAGGAAACCUGAAAGAUGCGACUCGCAUAGAUAAUUUAAGGUACAGUUAGUGUGUCUGUUGCACUAGCAAUUCAUAACGUUUCCUACGUCUCAUUCAGAUCAUCGAGGAAGACAUCGAGAAUUAUGCUUCAGUGAUCAAAGGCCUCCAUGAUGAGGUUGAUGAACUUGGUGACGAGGACAAGACCUCCCAUGAAGUGGUCGACAGAUGCAGAAAGUGAGUACUGAAUUUCAUGUGCACCUAGCAAAAUGGGGUAUCUUUUGUCACCUCUGUGAUUUGGCAAAAUGCCAAAAUUUCUGAUACAUUUACUGCUGAGCACUGAAGAACACUUUUUUUACCAUUGUCGGUCGAAGCGAAACGACUUCUUCUUCGACAUGUUGAGAAAUGUAACUUGUUGCGUAACUAUCAUGAACUGGCACGUCACUAAACUGGUUCCUUAAGCGAACAGUUGCAGUAAGGCACAAGCAUAUGGAUGAAUGUUUUAUGAUUUCAUACGCAAGGAAACUUGUUCCGCCGUGAAGAAAGGUGAAAGAAUGUCAAGACUAAUCUUUGAAGUUCUUGCAUUUAAUCUUAAACUUGUGUCGUUUGGAUAUUUUUGUAGGCCAGUCUUAAUUAUUUUUCCAGCUUUUAAAUGGUACACAAUUUUUUACUUCCUUGCAGUGUGGACACUCGAUACGAAAACUUGCGUCUGCAAGCUGCUAACCGCAGACACAAACUCUUGGAUGCUCUUUCUCUUCAUCAACUCAACAGAGAUGCUUACAUCGUGGAUAGCUGGAUCAAUGAGAAGGUUGGUUCUUGAUAACGAUACGUUAACUAGGAUGAGAAUCAUUCACGUCAUUGUCGAAGAACUAACAAAUGCCUGACUUGUUUCAUUUACGUCGAGGACGAGGAAAAAAAUAAACAAACACAUUAUCUGUGGCGAUAAGGAGGGAAUGAAAAUUACAUUUUGUAAACUUAUUACCUUUAUACAAAGCAUUUUAAUUCUACUUUAUUGGGCUGCUAGGAAUUGCCCAUGACAUGUUAAAUCUGUAAUGUCGUACCCCCUGUGCCACCUUAGUUAGUCCUUAUUGCCUGAAAACUUGGCAUUGGUUUCUGGAUAAUGUGGAUGAUUCAAACCGCCGAUGUACCAGCCUUUGCUGAAUAAUUUCCAGAUUUAUACUUGACUAUCAGUUGUGCUUUCAUCAUAAACUUUAAACAACUGAACUUCACCAUGUACAGCUUAAGUGUCUUUUACCGUAAUGAGUUUUUUCUCUUUUGUAGGAGGAUAGGCUCGAAGCAGCUCUCACAGUCGAAAAGAGUAUGGAUCUUGAAGAAUGCCAAAUCAUUGAACAACGAUUUGACGGAUUCCAGCAGGUUUGCAUCGAUUUUUGUGUGAUGUUGAGUUGCCUUUAGCAUCUUUCGAGUUUUCUUGAAUGAUUGGGUAUGAAACGAAUAUGCGUUUGUUCCUUGCAGGAGUUGAAUGCGAACGAGAAGCGUGUUGGAGUUGUGAACGAUCUUGGAGGCCAACUUAUUGAGAAAGGACACAUCAAUUCUGAUGAAAUAAAAGACACCAUUGAUGGUCUCAACACAAAGUAAGUCCUCUGAUCUAAACUAACACAUAUUUGUUUAUUAUAAUUAAAUAGCAAAACUCCUGUUGAAUUUUUCGCCUAGGGGUGUGUUUAGAAGCAGACCUUUUGCUUGUCAAAGAGGCAAAAUUUUACUGAUGCUUCAAAUUCGUGUUAAGUGAGAGACUUGCCACCAUUCUCCCUCGUCUUUAUGUCGUUAAGCAGCAGAAUGAGACAGAUAGGAAGUCAGGUAUUGUUUGGGGAAGAGGGACUAGAUUUUUAUAGAGGGGGUGAGUGGUGAGAUUUGGAAAGGCUAUUGGAACGAUUUGUAUACAUGUAUCAUAUGAAGUUAAGGUAUGGGAAGAAAGUGUUAUGAUCUUAAAAGACUGGGAACGUAACAAAUUGGUGAGGUGAUGGUAACAGACUGCUGAUCAGGUAUUCUACCUUUCCACUUACAGGUGGGCAAAUCUUCGAAAUGCGGCCGACAUCAAGAAGGCAAAACUAGAUAAAGCUCUCAGACUCCAACAAUUCCAUGCUGGUGUCCACGAAACCAAGGUAACGUAUCUGAAUUUUGAAGUAGUGUCUGAAACAAAGAAAGAAACGGAUUAAAGAAUUCUGUAAGGAUCCAAACUCGAACCAAUUCUUACUUCUGUUUGAAUCCUCUCUUACUCAGCUACAGUACACUUGCUGGCGAGCCAGACAAUUACUAGGUUCAUAGGUCACAAGCUUUUUGCAAACUGCUUGGAAAAGUAAUAUCAGUAGUGUGAUUGGAACCACAGCCCUUAAGACCUUUGUAUAUUGAGCACAUUCUAGUAAAAUGUGGUGAUGUUGUAUUGUGUCCCUGAACUUCAAAUUUAUUUAUAUUUCAAUCUAUUUUUGUGUCUCUAGUUGUGGAUUACCGAGAAAUCCAGUCUCUUGCUCAGUGUAGAGGAAGUCACUAACAUGAAAGAUCUUGCUACAGUAAUGAUCUUGCAGCGACGGCUCAACAGCAUCCAACGAGAUCUGGGACCUUUAGAAGACAAGGUGGGUAAACUACUUUCGGAGACUCGCCUUUUAUUAGACAUUGUCUUCACUAUUUUUUUUCUCGUCGUAGGUCACAAAGUUGGAAAAUGACUCUGAAGUUCUUUGCUCUGAGUACCAAGGGGUGAGUAUCAAGAAAACAAUAUUUUCGAGUAUUUCAUUUCUGCCUUCCUACAAUUAAUGCGUUCAGCUUUGUUUUUGUUUUUAUUAACGAUUUUUUGUUCAUUUCGCCCCUUUUUUACAUUUGAGUGAUUCUUAUCUUUUUUGUUUCCAUAGGAACCAGAAGAACCAAUCAUCAGGGAUAAAAUCAAUGUCGUCAGCAGUGCCUGGGUCGACCUUAAGGACAACGUGAGUCGAAAUUUUUAAGGAUAAACUGGUACUUGUUAGAGGUGUGGCUCUAUGUUGCAACGGAAAAGAUACCACAUUAUACUGGUUUGUUAAGAAAGAAAAGCACGAGGCUGAAAAGAGUAAACAUUAGAAGAACUGGAAUGGUUCAGGUUGGGAAAGAUUCAGAAGGAUUGCAACUUAUAAUCUCAAAAAAAAAAAACGUUUUACCAUGCAGAAACCAUGGGGUAGCUCGUUAUGCUACAAGUUGGAAGCACACUUGGAAACAAACUUAAGUAAGCCGAUUGAUAUAACCUCUUGACUUGCUGCAUACAUUGGUAUUUUUUCAACAGGUGAAGCAGCGAGAUGAUGCUUUGGCAGAAUCAGGAGAGUUGCAGCACUUUGUUAUUGAUCUUGACAAUUUUCAAAUAUGGUAAGCAAGGCAUUUUGUCAGUUAAAUAAAUCGAGGAGGAUUGUAUGAACUAAAGACCCUUUCAUUUCCUCUCUCUUAGGUUGAACAACACUCAGAAUGAGGUUGCCUCUGAGGAAAUGCCUGUAUCGUUGAUUGAUGCAGAGAAGAUGUUGAAAGAACUUGAGGACCUUAAGGUACUGUCGCUGUACUUGCCAUGGAGAGUGCUGUUAAAAUUAAGACGUUUUAACAUAACUCCUCUCGUAUUGUUUCAUGUAUUAAAAAAAUUCCAGUCGACCUGUUGACCCAAGAGGAAUUGUUAGCAUUUAGCAUUUACCCAUGAUUAAAGUAAUCUUCCUAUCAACCGUCAUUUGAGCUCGUUAUGUGUUACGAUAAUGCCAAAGGGAGUGUGUUGCGUGACUUUAAAGAGAGAUUCAAAGAUGCAAAGCAAAACCAAAACAAUGCAGAAUACUCUUUUGAUACUCAAUUGAAAGCUGCUCCAACUAUGAAACGUGCCGUGGUGUAAUGUUUUCUUCCUUGUCCUUUAGGACGAGAUUGACAGCCGAGAACCUGACUUCAAGCAGUUGAUGUUGAGUGGUCCAAAGUGGAUCCAGGACGAGUCAGACCUCCAACAGCAAUCGCUGAAAGAACAACUUGACAACUUGGAGACUGGAUGGAGUGAUGUACAUAUCCUGUGGGAUAACAGGAAGAAAAUGCUCAUUCAGGCCUUGAACCAUCAGGUACUAGAAGAACUCAUAGCCGGAAGGACGCGAAUGCACGUUCGCACGCGCAGAAUGACAAUUAAGUAAACGCAUGAACACAUAGACUAACAAUUGAAUGAACCCACGCGCGUGCGUGCGCUUACAUGAAAGAACAAACGAACGAACUCGAAGACUUCUCAGGAAAGACACCAUACUAAUCGAAUCGCACUUGUGUUGUCAAAGGUUUUUUGCUCCUCUCUUUGUUACAGGUACAAAAAAGAAAUUUGACAUUUUUCGUCGACGUUUUUACUCAUCCAUAUUUCUGUCUGUCUUUCUUGUUAGCUUUUUAUCAGAGACUCCAAACAGUGUGAAGCCAUUCUCGGCCAGCAAGAGUUGUUCCUGUCCAAGGAGGAAAGCGGAGUAAGUGUAGAAAGGAAGAUUUUAGCCGUCUAACAAAUCCGCGUACGAAACAAUCCUCUGUUUAGCUGGAACAUUUAUCUGAACAUGUGUUUUUGUGAAAAGUGUCAAGAAGGUCAAAAGCUAACUGGGGAAGGACAUUUAUUUAAUUGAAUCAAUCCUCCUACAAAGAAAGCCUGAGGCCCACUGAUAGUGUAAAACCAUGGUUUGGGUUAGACCUCGUAUUAAUAACCAACCCUUUGUGUUUUUAUACAUUACACAAAUAAAAACCAAUAAAACAAUAAAAUCCUUAGUUCUAAAGUCGAGCUAUUAACCGGUGUAACCAGUGAGGAGUAGAAACGUUUCCGUGCUGUCGUGUAGGAGGUGCUUUUUUGACUGUUAAACAAUUUUGGUUGAGUCGUCGGAAUGAUUUUUCUUUGAUUGGUUUUAAUGAUAUGUGCGCACUCGGUUUUUCAGGCUACUGUAGAGACCGUAAAAGAGCUGAUAAAGAAGCACGAAGAAUUUGAUAAACGAAUGCAAACCAAUGACGAUAAGAUCAACCAAAUGAUCCAGUUUGCCGAUCGUCUCAAUGAUGAAAAUCACUAUGCAUCUGACAAGAUCACAGAAAAAGCACGCAGCAUCGAUGAAAGGCGAGAACGACUCUUUUUUUUAUUAUUAUUUUUUAUUUUUAUUUUUUAUAAUACGCUUUUCCUCCGUCCCCGCGUCCUCUCCUUACUUACUUCCUCCCCUUCACUCCUCGUCCCUCGCUGACUUGCUUCCUCUUCUCUUACUCUCCUGCUGUCUCACCUUUUUCCUCUCUCCAUUCUUGCCUGCCUUCCCCUGUUCUUCCAUCCUCCUUCCUCUUAACCUUCACGGUCUUCUUCCUUCCUACUCUUCGUCCGUCCUAACAUCGAGGUUUCCGUUGUCGCAGGAGGAACGCAAAUCACGAAAAGAUGGCGGCAGCAUUGAAGAGGUUGAGAGAUGCUUUGGAGCUUCAACAAUUCAUCCAAGACUCCGAAGAUGUAAGUGUUUGUUAUGAACUACGCACGAUACGAUACAGAAAUGGAGGUUGAUAAAUUUCAAGGAUAAUUGGCUUGAUAGGAAGCCUUUUUAUAUUGACAAAUUGUCGAGGCGAAGAUGAUGGGAAUAGUAGAAGCUAAUUUUUUUUAAUGAGGUAACAGUUCAAAAAGCUUUCAAUGCGAGAAUUUUGUUUCUUUCAACUCCACAGAUGUACGAUUGGCUGAAUGAGCGACUGUUGAUCGCUUCGGAAGAGACUUACAGAGACUUGAGUAACAUCCAGGGUAAAGUCAUGAAACACAGGGCCUUUGAAGCUGAGAUCCAGGCCAACAAGGAGCGCCUUGACAAUAUCUGUGAGGUGAGUCAGAGAGUAUCCCCGAAAGCUAGUUUCCUGUCAGUAUUCAACUUAGUGGUGAUGCAGCUUCUGUGAAUGGCCAUGCAGUGUGUGUAACAACACCGAGAAAAAAAAAAUUUUCCAAAGUAAUAUACAAAGAAGGGACGAGAAUGGAGGAGGUCUGGGAAUAUGUUCACAGACUGUUUGGGCUAAAUCGUGAUACAUUUCUUAUUUUUCCCAUGGCAGUCUGGAAACAACAUCGCUGAAGAGAAACCACAAAACAGGCCAGAAAUUGAAGAGCGAUUAGAAAAACUAAACGUCAAAUGGCAAGAACUGUCAGAUGCGUCCAAACAGAAGGGAACCAAGUUAGGUGACGCACAGAAACAGGAAGAAUUCAACACUGGAGUUCAAAACAUCCAACAGUGGUUCACAGAGAUCGAACAAACUGUUGUCACCCACGAAAAGGCGACUGACCUGACCACAGCAACAAGGCUCUACCAGAAGCACAAGGUUUGUGAAAUGGAAACUUUCAUGAUCUGUUAUCGGUAAAUGUUAACUUCAAUUCGUGGAAGGCGUCAAACUAUUAAUUCGCUACUGCUGAAAAUCACGAAAAAGGUAGUAAUACGUACUGAUGGAACGAUAAUGGUAAGUUAUGAGAAGAUAUUAAUAGAGUGCCAAAGACAGAACGCUUCACUUCAAACUCUGAACACUUGGAGUAAGACUUAGCGCUGAGUAUUUCAAUUAACAUGCGGGUCGAGGAGUUACUUCCUUGUUUGGGUGUAGAGGAACCUUCGGGAUAAGAGAUAAGAAUGUCUACUCAGCUCUUAGACGUUUUUUUUUUUUAAUUUCUAAAUGCAACAAGAAUGUUGAUUUUUCUGGUUUUCUUAGAUGAUGGAAAAAGAAAUCUUGGCCAGGCGACAGCGUAUGCAAGAACUGAACUGCCAAGCUCAAGAUCUUGUUGAUGCUGGACACUUUGAUCCUAAUGCAGUGGAGGAAACUCGCAUUGUUAUGGAAGAAAGGUUUGUGGGAAGUUUUUUUUUUAAGAUGAUGUUGUCGUCCUAAAUUUGUUUUUUUGAGAUAAAUGGUUUGUUUGUUUGUUUGUCUCUGUCCGCUUGGUACGCGAGGAAUCCUUUUGGCUCUGAAAGAAGUCGCUUUAUACGGAAAGACUAUUUAGUUUUAUCUGUAGUUGCAAUAACAGUACUAUUUGUCAAUGUUUUAACUCCCAGUAGUAAAUGACUUGUAACCUCUCCCUAUGACAACCACACAUUAUCCAGUUAACAGGUAAUGAGAAUACUGGAGCUUAUCAGGUAAAAGUUGUUAUUUCAAUCUAACACCAAAUUCUUGUAACUCAUUUACAAAGAAAUGUGUUGCAGCUAGAGGUGAGAAUUAACAAUCAGAUCUUGGGAGUAAAAGGGUUAGCACUAGAAAUGUCAUCAUGGUCAAAUGCAUAAAUAUGUCGGAUCAAUAUCAGUAUCUGGGCAACUGCCCACCUACCCCUCCCCUCUCCUAACCCAACAUUAACCCUAACUUGUCGUCAAUUGACUGUUGUUGGGUUAGGGGAGGGGUAGGUGGGCAGUUACCCAGAUACUGAUAUUGAUCCAGUAUGUCACAAGGGUGGACAAAGUGACGUAUUUUGCUGAAUCGUUCGCUAUUGCUUUUUUUUGCGCAGGGUCGACGCUAUGGCUGCUCCGUUGUCCGAAAAGGGUGUAGAACUAGAGCGUACCCUCGGCUACUUCCAGUUCAACAGAGAUGUGGAUGAUGAAGAGGUAAAGAGAUUUUACACCUCUCUUGAAUGAUGUUUAGCUCAAGGAAACAUUGUAGAAUGAUUAAUGGAUUGUCCUAGUAAGAUCUUCUUAGCCUCAUAAUUUAUAGCUUCACAACUUUAGAAUCACUGCACAAGCAUUUUGCUUACGUUCAUAAACACUUUUUCGUCUGGUGGUGUUUUUUCGGUAAAUUUAAAAGAUACAGGUUAAUAAACGAAGUCAUCAGUAUUUUCAUGUCUGAUUGCUUUUCAAUAUCAACAUUUGAAUAUUACUCAUUUGUUUUUAGGCGUGGAUCAAGGAAAAGGAGCCUCUACUUCAGUCUACCAACUACGGCAAUAACCUGUUUGAAGUGCAGACAUUGCAGAAAAAACUACAGGUAUUACAGUCUUUAAUGUAUGAUAGGGGGAAAUGGGCAAUCAGAAACCAGAUAGUUUACAAGAGAUAUUAGUUUUAAGAGAAAUUUAGUGAUUUCUCUUAGAUUUAAGGGCGGUUAAAAUUUCAUUAGAAACGGAAGAUUUGGAGAAAUAACCAGUUUGAAUAAAAUAAAUCGAUUCGGAUAUCUUUUGCGUCCAUUCUUGGACGAGAUUACCUCAGCUUCAUUUUUGACGGUUCCUAUCAGUCAAUUGUGUAGUAGGAUCGUCCGGGUGAAUUUGUUCUUGAAAAAAUUAACUGACUUUUCAACAACUUGAGAAGUCAUAUGAAAAAUCUUUUUGGUCAGUCAGGUGUUCUUUUGGUCUGGUUCACGUAAACUGAUCGACUGUUUUUCCAACACUUGUAACUUGAACUGACUUGCUUAGCUCGUCACGGAGUUCUCUGUGCCUUGUGGUAAAGCAUCGGGGCGCGGAGUCCGUAGUCUUGUCUUUCGAUUGCCUUUAGAUGCUUCUGACAAUUUCUUUUCCCUACCUUCGUGACAAAGCGGACAACGUCUUUCUAAAGGGACUGACCAGGGUUUUGUCUUGUUUAACAGACCUUGUGUGCCGAGAUUGCCAUUCAUGAAGCUCACAAAGACGCCAUUUGCAAACGAGGACAAGAACUCGUGGACUGUGAACACCCAGAAGCUGAGCAAGUGGCUGCUAGGACCCAGGACCUGCAAGAGAAAUACGACAAUCUUAAGAAAUUGUCGGAUGCGUACAAAGGUCAGCUGGACCUGUCACUACAGGCUAAACAGGUUUGUCUGGUUUCUGGCUCGGUCUAUGUGAAGAUCUAAAGAUGUCGGUCAAACACUUAAAAAAUAAGACUUUGUUUGUGUGUUAACCCAUUUGUCAAAAUAUUGUUUCCGUUGCAUCGAAAAGUUGUCUCUUAAUUUCUGUUUGGAUAUAUGUAAUCUUAGAUCCUCCAAGCACUUUUUUAAAUGUCUCUAAGAAACUAAGCUUCCGGCGGUCAUUCUGUGGUCUUCGACGGAUAAUGAUAAUACGUCCAGUGUUUUUAUCCGUCCACGAUAGUAGACAUUGCCGAAGUCGUAUAGUUUUUAAAAAACUUUUUUUUUUACGCGAGAACGCUUUUAUAUUCGUUGUUUCUUAUGAAUCGUCGCAACGGAUUUUCCAUGACUAAGAAAUGUACCGCCGCACGAAGGAAAAAUGAACGGAAUCUGUUGUUUUCUCUUACAGUAUUACUACGAUGCAGCAGAAGCUGAAUCGUGGAUGAGCGAACAAGAAUUGAACAUGAUGGGUGACGAGCGUGGAAAAGACGAAGCAAGCGCCAAUGCCAUGCUCAAGAAACACGAGACUUUGGAGGCAGCUAUUGCUGAUUAUUCCGAGACAGUCAAUGAAUUAGGUGACACAGCUAAUGCUCUUGUGGAGAGCGAGCAUCCCGAGAGGUAAUGAAACAUGUUACCUUUUUUCGAAUUUACGAUAUUUUUGUUUGUUAUGGCUAAAAGUAUUCAUAGGCUGUAACGGUAAGAAAAUCAACAGCCUAAGGCAUAGUUGGGUACAAGAGACUCUCUCGUAUCUAUUGAAUUACCAAGAGGGAGUGCUAUUCAAGUCCAGUUCCAAAGAUUUAGUAAGCGGUAGAAUACAUAGAUGAGUGGACUAAUAAGUCAACUUGUGAAGGAAGCGAUGAACCAAAGAAUUUUUCCAGUGUGUCAUUAGAAUAUCAGCAAAAGAAUGAACACAAAAUGGUGCGAAAAAGUGGAAGGAGGAAUGAUUCACAAAAACUUCAUUUCAAACAAUCAAAAAUGCUCGUCGAGUUUCAUUGGAGGACUUGUAGUGCACGUUACUGUUUUGUUUAUGAUUGCCGCUUGUAAUUUCGCUUCUUUGCUAAUGUUCAUCAUAGUGAGGCAGUCAAGAAACGUCAAGGUCAGAUCGAAAAAUUGUACGAAGGAUUGAAAGACCUAGCAGAGGAACGCCGAGGGAAACUGGACGAGACUCUUAAACUUUAUCAGCUGCAAGGAGAAAUUGAUGAUCUGGAACACUGGAUCGCUCAGAAGGAAGUGGUGGCUGGAUCGCAGGACAUUGGACAAGAUCUUGCACAAGUAGAGGUACAGUUCGUUCUUUCAUUCCUUCACAUGUUCUGUUUGUUUCCAUAUUUUUAAAUAAAAGUUUGCGUUUUAUGACACAUUAAUUAGGGUCUCUUCUAGUUUAAGGCCUAUCGAAGAAACCCGUGCUUAGAAUUUUGGAUCCUUCAAACUCCAAGGAGUCCGAAGUAAUUUUUCAAAUUUGAUAAAAGAGGCAAUUUGAAAUUUAUGGAAUUAUUAUCGGUUUGAGGCAGUAAACAUAUAAUCAGCUCCAUGCCAUUUGGAGUCUCAUCUAUUUUGAACAGAGUCGUGUGGAAUCUAAUCUACAGUAGCUUUUUUUAGAUACAACGCCUCAAAUGUUAUCUUCUGUUUUUGCUUGUGCCACUUAAUUUUUUAGAUAUCUUUUUGUCCUUAUUCAUUGAAUCAGCUACAAGCUCUGAGCUUUAUUUUGUAGCUUUUGUCGUGAAAAUUCUCGCAGGUAAUUAUCUUUGUUCAUUUGUUAUCUCUCAACAGUUGCUUAUCGAGAAAUUCCGCGAGUUCGCGCGUGAUACCACGAACACUGGCACCGAGCGCGUGGCUGCCACGAAUGCUGUCUGUGAUCAGCUGAUUGGAACAGGUCACACUGACGCUGCUACGAUAGCGGAGUGGAAAGAUCAGAUCAACGAGUCAUGGGCUGAUCUUUUGGAACUCAUUGAAACGAGGACAAAGGUCAGUAAAUAUUGUCUGUUGGAGUGCUUCUCGAGUAAAUGUUAAAUUCACAGGGAGCCCAAGAGAACCUGAAAAGAGACCACGUUAGACCGUGGUGCGGGAAACUGCUAGUGACUUAUAAGUUGGGAUUAGGCUUUUGCGUUUGCUCUUUUAAGAAGUUUUUCUUAUUCUUUACCGAAGCAGAACCAAUGAAAUCCAGGAUUACUUUUAAACCGCAGAUGGAAAUUUCUCAACUGUAAUUUUUGAAGUAACAACUGUUGCGUUGCUUAUCUAACAAUAUUGCUUCGGUUGCUAAAUUUUCUCAGAUGUUAGAAGCUGCCCGUGAACUGCACAAAUUCUUCUACGAGGCCAAAGAAGUAUUAGCCAUGAUACAGGAGAAAGAAAACCUUCUCACAGACGACCUUGGUCGGGAUUUGAAUAGCUUACAUCAACUGCAAGUUGUGCACCAAGGAUUCGAAGCAGAUUUGGCGCCACUCGGCAAUCAGGUAUACCUCUCCUGCUAUCUUGCUGGAAUAGCGUUUACCAUUUGCACGAAAACGCCGUUUUAGGGUUUGAAAGCCAAGAGAGAGUGCUUUUCAAGACCCAGUUUUGACUAGUAUGCAUCAAGCGCGGCGUUGACCAUCGGCGGCCAUCAAUUCGAUGUUGAUUACUCCACAAGCUUCUAGAAAACAAUACAAACCUCGCUCUCGUGAAAACCAUAACAAAAACAGAGGCGCGCAAUGCGUAGUGGCCAGUACUGGCUCCGUUCAGACUUCAUUAUUUACAUACUCGUACCACAAUUGCUGUGAAAUUUCAGUGUUGCAGUUGUAUUCAUUUUUUUCCGGCGCAUAGUCAGCUCAUUCCCGCCAUUUCGUGAACGAAUUCCAAUUAUUGUUUUCAUUACCAGGUCGUCGCGGUCCAGGAGGAAGCCAGUCGACUCCAGGGCUCUUAUGCCGGCGACAAAGCUAGAGAAAUCCAAGACAAAGAGGACGAAGUGUUAGACGCAUGGAAGCGUCUCAACUGGCGUGUAAAACAACGUACUGAGCGCCUUCAUGACGCUGAUGACUUGUACCGAUUCUUACUGGCUGUUCAAGACCAGAUGCUGUGGAUGAACGACAUGCUGAAGCAAAUUUUAACCUAUGAGAAAGCGAAGUGAGUAUUCCCACCUUUUGUUAAGAGAGCGACAUCGCGUUAAUAGAGUCGUUUUAUGAGAGGAAACAGUAAUUCACAAUACUUUCAUAAGAAUCGCCUUUGAAUACAAUGCAAUUAAAUUUAUCGUUUGGAAAUGAGGCUAAAUACCUACAAAUUAAGAUGGAGAAGUGAGGGAGAGAGAUCGCAAAAGAUGGAGAGGACUGCGAAUGACUAACUCGAAAAAUGUCGCGCAACUUUCAAGACGAAUAAACUAUGGCAUAUUCCCUCGAAACAGAAAGAGUAAUUGUAAAUUAUGCUAGAAAAACACCACAGAGGAGUCAGAUGACUAACCCUUUAACUCCCAAGAUCUCAUUAGUAAUUCUCUUUACUGUCUGACAUACAAUUCUUAUGAUGUCAAUUUGGAGAAUUUGGUAUUGGAUCAACUAAUAAUCCCCUAACUGAUAUUUUACUUUACUCUCACCGCUUCUAUGCUUGAUAUUAUAUUGAUAUUGUAAGGAGAAAUUCUCUCUUGGUCACUCAUGGGAGUUUAAGGCUUAACCGCGAAGUAUAGCGAUGGAGAAGAAUGUCACUGUAAGUGCUCUGUUGACCUAAAACCUUCUGGGAACGAAAAUAAUUAUGGUAUGUCUUACCUUAUGUUACUUUAGGGAUGUUCCUGGAGUCGAGGUCUUGAUGGAACAACAUCAAACCAGGAAAGUUGAAAUUGAUGCACGCGAAGACAGUUUCCAGAAUGUUGCGAAGAUGGGAAAAGACUUGAUCGCCCGAAACCAUUACGCUACUCCUGAGGUAAAAAGAUAAUGUCUACUUUUCAGCUUUCACUCCCAUCGUUUCACACAUUAGGCGAAAGUCAGAAGAGAGUGCAAAAUGGUUAAUGCUAGUGAUAAAACCCGAAUAACAACCGAAUACUGUGAAAAGUCGCAAAUAGUGACGAAUGGGGGCGAGUAGUGACGAAUAGUAAAAAUAAAUGUAUUAAUGAUUAAUUAAAAAUAGAACUAGUAACGUGUCUUAUAUGUCGUUAUUCGGGUUUUAUCGCGAGACAAAUAGUUAAGCAGGAUCAUGUUUGCCACAGGUCAGGAAAAGGAAGGGAACAAGAAAAUUCUUUAAGUUAGGGAGUCUAGCGAAAGUCAGGGAAUUUCACCAUGAGUCAGGGGAAAUAAACACCUUUGAUAGAGGCUUUGGAAAGUAAAAUUUCAUUCAAAUAUGAAAUAAUUCUUCUUGUCUUGGCCCGCUUCAUGGUGAAACAUAGUGACGCUUUCCUUUUUGUGAUAUCGAUGUUAGUCGUGUACAUUGUUUGGUACAGUCGACAGAUUCCUUACCAGCAUAAUAUACAUAACAUAAUACAUACACAUAAUACAUAGCAUAAUUGUAAUUGAGGCUUCCUUUGUGUGGCGUGUUACCAAAAUAAAGUUACAUAUAUGUUUGAAAUAACAAACAUGAAAAAAAAUUUAAAUUUCUCCGCUAUUCAGAUUAAUGAGAAGCUGGAUAUGUUGAACCGACACAAAGAUGAAUUGUCACUAGAGUGGGACAAGAGAUGGGAACAUCUUCAAUUAGGUAACGGCGCCUUCCACUUCCAUCUUUUCUCCUUUUUCCCAUUUACUCUUUUGUGUCACUUUGCAUAGCUUUCAUUAAUGUAGCUUAUGACCGCUUUCGCGUUCAAAAAAUGAUAGAAGACAAACAUACAAACAAACAAGCAGAGAAACAAUAAAGUUAUUUCCGUAAAGCCAUGGCCCUAACAGGUUAUUCAUUUAUGGUUGACAGUCCACGAAGUCAUGCAGUUCGCACGUGAUGCUCACAUGGCGGAAGGAUGGAUGAUCGCUCAGGAACCAUACCUGAAAAACGAGAACCUUGGGGUAGGUAUUCUCUCUCCGGCCGUAAGUUUACGGAAAUAACCGAGUAAGUUACGAGUGUUCUUUUACAUUUCCGAACACUUUUUGUAACUCAUGGUUUCCUCUAUAUUUGUUUUUAGAACGAUCUCAACGAAGUCGAACAGCUGCUGGAGAAACACAGCAACUUCGAGAAACUCGUCAAUACUCAAGAAGAGAGAUUCCAGGCUCUUGAGCGCCUAACGACGGUAGGUUUUCAGACUAUGAUAUGUUUACAGCAUCAUCUCAUGUCUUAAUUGCGCUUCAAGGAGACUUCCUGUGUGUUUUCUAUAACCAGGGAUUUCAAUACCUUUUCCCACAAGCGGCUUGGAUUACAAAAUUCUCAUUUCUUUAACAGGGAAGAAGUUUUUUUCCGGUAGUUUCUUGGAACGUAACAACUAAAUGCAAUAUGUUCUAUUAUCUUUUAUCAGUACGAGCUCCGUGAAGGAAAGCGUCGCAAAAUGGAACAAGAACGCCGUGAACGAGAAGAACGAGAAAGAAAAGAGAGAGAAGAAAAAGAACGACUGGAACAACUGGAGAGAAUCCGCAGACAGGAGGAAGAAGAGCUCCGACGACGAGAAGAGGAAGAAGCACGUAGAAGAAGCGAACAAAGGGAAGCUGAACAGAGAGCGAGGGAGGAGGCUGUCGUUGUCGCUGAAGCUGAAGGGGUAAGUUAAAAGAGGCAAUCUCCCUUCCGCGCAGUGUCUUGAAAAGGGGUCGCUAUAUUGAUUAUAGAUUAUGACGAAAAAGGAUUGUAAAUCGGAACGGUAAAGGUAAACGGUCGGCGAGAUGAGCGAGCCAGGCGCGAACAGCUUUUCCUUUACAACCCUUAAAUUCACGCUUGGGUUAACCUCCACAGCCCGCUUACCUUAAUGUGCGCCCUUCCUGUUUAAUCCCGCACCCCAAAGUGUGAGUCUGUUUGCUGUCUAUUAUCGCCGUGACGUAACCCUUCCUUUAGUGUUUCAAACCAUAUGGUUUAAUACGAAUUCGAAAAGGGAUUCUUUUCCCCCUCUUAGGGAGGGGGGGGGGGAGGAGAGGGUAGUUCGUAGUAUAGUCACACUAUAUUCUUAUGGAGAAUGCAAUGAUAAGUAAAUAACUAUCAUAGUGAUAUCUCCUUCGACAGGACACCUUACUCACUUAGUUCCUCUCUCCAACCCGGAUUGUAAACGAGUUCUUGCUAACUAUCAGCGAAACUUGACAAAUGCUAGAGGGGAGGGGAGGGGAGGGGAGGGGAGGGAAGGGGGGGUGGAUUGGCGAUGGAAUGCUGUUCCCUACGGUGGAAUUAGCGAAGAGCGAUACAUAAUCGCUGCAUGCUGUGGAGUUCAGGAAAAGUAGCAACGGUUUGGGUUUCUCAAUUCGCCUACUGACUUAGCUGCCUCAACUACCAUCGUUAUGAGAAACAUAUGUACCUUUAAAAAUCAUGUAUAAAAUUUAUCCUUAUCUUGAUCUGUCAAGGUCGAAGGCGCACCAGAUGAAAAAGAAACAGACGAGAGCGUUACAGACGGUAAAAUGGAAGGCUAUCUGUAUCGUAAGCCAACAAUGGAUGCUCCCAACAGAAAGGCACCAAUCAGGUAAGCAUAUCCGAAGAGUUUCCGAUAAUUCCCGAUAGUUUCUGGCGGUAAACGAUGUGAAAUUGAUUGAAGCAUUCUCUAGUAUGGUUUGACUGCACGAGGUGUAGGAUCCAGUUUCCCACUGCUAUGCUCAAAGAAUGAAUAAAAAGAACAACUACGUUAUAAAACCUCAAUUCGGCAAAAUUCUUGUCAAAUUUAAUUAUUUUCUCUUUGAAAACUAAUUAAAAAAAUUCAUCAAUCGUUAAUUUUUUUUUUCUGUUCUGUUUUUUUCCGCUAGGCAAUGGAAGCAAUUCUAUGUUGUUUUACAAGACAUGUCUCUUCAUUUCUACAAAGAUCAGAAAACGGCACGCGUGGUAAGAACUUACAUUAGAUCGAUUAUGGGAAAUAUAUAAGAUUUUGCGCUCGGGCGUCGAAUCAGUAAAUAGUUAUCUUCGUUUUGUCAAUGAAACGUGUCUUUUAUUGUAUCUGUUUGUAUCCUCAAUAGAUUACUAGUGCUUGGUCUCAAUUUUUUUUUUUUGGCGUUUCUAUGUUCGUUGACAUCUCUCUCCCAAUCGUCUCAAUGGACAGAGACGUGCAGACAAUUUGACCUUUCCUUUAGUAAAUUAUGCAUACAUAUUGACCUGUUCAUGCAAUAACACUUCGAAUUUGCUUUACUUGUCAGGAUCACGAGGCAGCCCAUUCUCUGACUACAGAGGAAGGUUUUGUGGAAAAAGCCAUUGAUUACACCAAGAGAAAGAACGUGUUCAGAUUCAGGUACCUUUUUCUGCAUCUUCUAUCAGUCGCACUCAGAGGAAAAAAGUAAAACGCUUGAAGUUUUGUUUUCAACAGCGGUGCCUCUUAAAAGGAAACACAUGUUGUUUCAUUGUCGCUAUUUUAGACAUUGAUUGUUACCCCAUGUUUGACUUGCCUCUUCCUUUUAUUUUACAGAUCCAGUGCUGGUCAAGAAUUCCUUUUCCAAGCUAAAGAUGAGGUGAGCAAUGAAAGAAAUGUCUCUUAGUCUUUUCAAAAUCGGUGAAAAGUAAAGUAACUUAUCAAGUAAUCGCAACUUUGUUAGCUCAAGUUUAAAGCGGUAUCGUCUGAUAUUUGGCACACGCACCAAUUGUGAACUGCUUGGUAGUUUUCUCUAUUAUAUAUAUAUAUAUUUUUUUCGUCUGAUCGCCAUCAAACUUUAUCAGAAAGAGUGACAUUUUCCAUGGUCUUAUAUUUUCGUCCGAGCCUCAAAAAUUUUUGCCUAACCUUUACAACCCAAACAUCAGUACGCGUAUUCUCCAAACUGUUCCGUCUACAUUUCUUAUGGUUCUGACAAGGAGAGUAACUUAGGCAAUCGAGAGCUAGUUAAAGAGGUGUCCUUAAGCUUUAUUCCCAUGACAUUUCCGUAUCAUUCAGGGGUGAUACAAUGGGUAGAAAUUAGACGCUAGUCACCCUUUAUGCUGAUUGUUUUAGCUCUCUUUCUGCUCUUUAACCGUUGACAUAAAUUUUCUCUCCUUACCCUGCCCGUCUCAGGAGGACAUGAAACUGUGGAUUAAACACAUUCAGGAGAAUAUCAGCGGAGAGGCUGCCGGGAAAGAUGCAUCACCUGGCAAGAAAACUGACAAGGGCAAAGGUGGAAGCGGCAUUUUUGGCAAACGAAGAAGUAAAAACUUAGAUAAGGAGAAAGAGGAGAAGAAAUAAAAGAAGAUGAAACGAAAAGUUAUGAAUAUCUGUGAAACAGUUAAUCGCUUUGUUUAGGAAUUUCAUUUUGUAAUGGAGCGUUUUCAGACCAAUUAUUCUUUGGCUUUCUUGAAGGAAUGUUGUUUAAACUGGAUAGAACUGUUUGUAAGUUUAUUGUGUGUCAGUGUUUUCUUGCUAAGCAAAAACGAAUUCUAGUGUGAACUGAGACGGUUUUAGUUUUCAAAAGGAUUUUGUGCCUCUUCGUCAGAACAAAAACCGAAAGAAGCUUUUUACGCGAACUUCGCUAGAUAGCGUCAGAGGUAAAGAUGGACGUUUAGACCUUUGUCUUACAAGGGAGGUGAUUAAAAUCAGACGAGCGACACAGAAGAAUUGUGAAUCACGAGAAUGGAAAGGUUAUGUUGUUGUAAGUUUAAUAAUCAGCAUUCAUUAGUUCAACAUACAUAUUUUUAGGUGUGCUUUAUUUUGAACAAAUACCUUUGGAAGGGAGAGGAAAAACUUUUAAGUGGUAUAUAGAUAUUUUGUUUUGUUUUUUUUGUCUUUUUUUUUUUCUCUUAAUUGUAAUUAACUUACAUUUUGUUAAGUCAUCAAAUACGAGUUUAAGGAAUGGGUUUAGUUGAAAAACUUCAAACUUUGAUGCCUAAUUUCUCUGUUACAUUUUCUUGUUGAGAUACGUUCUGCUAAAACGGUGAAUGUAGAUGAAAACGUUACACUGGUUCAAGGAAGGAAUUAUCAGCGAAAAUAUAAUCUUGAUAACAUUGCAGGUGAUCAGGUAAUAAGCGUGAACAUCCUAC
Messenger RNA from Pocillopora meandrina, 34235 nucleotides. The record is from the annotation of a GenBank genome assembly. NCBI's taxonomy places the organism in Eukaryota, Metazoa, Cnidaria, Anthozoa, Scleractinia, Pocilloporidae.